CACACUGUUUGCUCUCAACAAUGUUGAUAAUAGAGGCAAAAUUCUUUGCAAGUAUGGUAAAAAUUUAGUUUACGACACAAAUUAGCGAUCGUAAAAAAUGUCGUAACUCAAAGUUCUUAAAAAUGGCGACUAAAUGGGGUUUUGUUUGAAGACAAGCAAGAAAUAGGGUCUAUUUUUGAUAAGAAGCCCACAAAGCUGCCAUUAAAUUAGAAAGAACUCAUUUCAGACGGAUAUAUUUCGCUACCAGCUUCGAACAGAAAAUUUAGAUCACUAGAAACUCAGUUUCGAAAAUGUUGAGAGCUACAGCUGCAUUUUUUGUGCUGGCAAUUUGUGUCUUCUUCACAAUCCAAAACUCAGAAGCUGCUGAAGCCUGCAAAGACAAAGAGCAAACGUGUGCCAGUGGAAAAAAGUGUUGUAAAGAGUGGAACUAUUGCAUAAGGGAAAACGAAGAUUGCGAGAAAACGAACCCGCUAGAUUGCAAGGAUGACUCGACGUGUGUAACUUAUAAAGACACUGAGAAGAUAGUUAUCCCAGGAACCUGCGACAAGGAAGAGGGGAAAUGUCUUCGCGGUGGAAGCCAAAUCGUGAAUACGUCUGGAUCACUUCUGGCAGCCACAUUCAUCCUCUCUUCUCUCUAUCAGUCUCUGUUAGCCUAACUCCAACUGAGCCGAAACUGACACUUCUAGACUAUACUUCUGACUUGCUUUUUAUUUCAAACUCCUACUCACUGAGUUAAUCAUCAUUUUAAGACAAAAACUGAAAAUAAGGAAACUGCUUCACUUUUGCGCUCGAAAUAAAUAAAAUAAACUUAUAGUUUUGAAAUCAACUGCUCUCCAUUUAUACUCGUCAUACCGAUAUGCUAAUAGACCAGACUACGAUUGUAAAAAAAUAUGGUAAAUGUGGCUUU
This is a messenger RNA of Symsagittifera roscoffensis, 907 nucleotides long. RefSeq lists its product as uncharacterized. The record is from RefSeq and is a predicted model, not a curated record. The transcript is spliced from 4 exons. The coding region runs from base 291 to 656 and encodes 121 amino acids. NCBI's taxonomy places the organism in Eukaryota, Metazoa, Xenacoelomorpha, Acoela, Convolutidae.